Rangifer tarandus platyrhynchus (Svalbard reindeer) is the source of this 1764-nucleotide messenger RNA. Lineage: Eukaryota; Metazoa; Chordata; Mammalia; Artiodactyla; Cervidae. The record is from the annotation of a GenBank genome assembly.
AUGUCCCUGGUGCCCGCUGCUCCGGUGAAACCCAGAUUCUCAAGGGUCCACGUCCAGGAAGCAGAAGGACCAGGGCUCUGGCUGAAGACUCUCCGGAUGAGAUGCUGCCAGGUCCAUAAGAAGGUGGAUGCUGGCGGAGACGGAGGUGGUGCAGGGUCUCGGGUGGGAGAAGCGGUGUCAGGAGAGAGGCCACACGAGAAGGCGGUUCCCUGUGCCCAGGAGGCAGGAGGGGCCACCCUGCCCACGAGUCUGAGUGACCCUGGCCGAGGGCUUCUGGUGGCACAGGCUCAGUGCGGGCAUCGCCCUGUGAGGCACCUGGAUGCUAACUUUCGGAACAAAGCGCUGAGCCCCCAGGGGCCUGGGGUGUGCUCAGGUCUGGCCAAGUGGCCUGGGAGCCUGGAUGGUCCCGUGAGAAUGGGAAGCCCAGGGACAGCGAAGCAAGGGGCCGUCUUGUGGCCAGAACUCCAGUCUCCCCUCGCUGGAGCUCCGGCUGCGUUUCCCGAGCUCGAGAACAGGAGGCCUGCGCUGCGAGACCCCGAGGGCCCAGGCGAGGCCACGCGCCCGGCUCUGGGUUUUGAGGGACUGGCCCUCCCCCGCGGGGCUGCGGCGCGCAGGCAGCUGUCUGCGCCAGAGUCGCUCUCGGAGCGCCUGCGAGACCCGCCUGAGCGGAGGCCCGCUCACCGGGCGGCCGCCCGCGGCUGCCGCUUUGCCGAGCGGCUUUGGCCCAGUCCCCGGCUCCUCUCCGGAAGCCAGAGCGGCGGCCGUUCGGAGCUCGGCCAGCAGGUGGCGCUGCAGGCCUCGCGGUACGCUCCCCCGCGGGCCUGCGGGUUCCCGGCCAGGGCCUGGCCCCUUCCAGCCGCCCCUGCCCUGGCUGACCGGAAGGCGGUCCCCACGAGCCCCGCCGCCAGGGUCCAGGCGGGUGUGCCCACCCUGACGGGCGAGGGUGAAGUUGCAGAAGCACAGGGCAGCUCCCACUUCCCAGGAGAGACCGGGGAGGUUCCUGAAGGAGCCAAGCCCGUCUCAGCGGCCAUUGCUGUACUGAGCCUCCUUGUGGAGAAGAGGGCUCGUUUCGGGUUCUCUGCAAACGUCCUGUGCAGGCUUGUCCUUCUGACACACGUCCUGGCGGUCUUCGUCAGUCCUGUGCUGACUUCACCACAGGGCAAGGCGGGGGUGAGGGCGAGGGUGCGGAGGGGUCCGGCGCCUGGACCAUGGCACGCCUGCCGCUGGUCCCAGGACGGGAGCCCCUCCGUGUGCAGGCCCGCCAGCCUCUCCCCCAGUGACCGCGCUGGGGAGAAACAGCCACACGCAGCAGCUGAAAACGGCACCUCCCGGGAAGAGGAAUUUAGCCGCAGCGCGCCUGGCAGGCUCCCCGAGUUUCCAACCUCAGAGCCGAAGAACGAGGACCUGGAGCCUCAGGCCUUCCGGGCGGAAGCUGGCUCUCUGGCAGUGAUGCCGGGAGCCCCCUCUGCCCUCUGCCCUGCACUCCACGUGGCUGCCUGCGUCACCCUGGCUCAUCUGGCUUGGCGAGCGGACGGUGUGAAAGCUGGACGCCUGCUUGUCCUUCGGGACCACUUCUCUCUCCCCAGACACCUCCAAACGAUGCAACAAGAGGAUGAGCCGGGGAGGCCGUGGCCUCAGGAGGAUGAGCCCGCGGAGGCCGUGACUUGUGCACAAGUCCUCCCUGGGCUGAGCCGCGGCCACAGGCCCAGGUCCAGCGUGGCUCAGCUCCCCGUGCUCCUCCGGCCCAGCCUGGACUCUUCAUAG